AUAAUACUAGUUUGCUUAAAUUUUUUAUUUUCAAACUGAGCAUCCCUGGAUAUGUGGAUUAUCUUUUAUCUCGCCAUAUAUUGUACUCUUUUCUGCGCAGCCAUAUUGAUUUGAUUCUUCGGUCAAAUUAAAAUACGCUACUCGUUUCGCUUGCACUUAUGCUUUAGGUACUUUGACUAAAAACCAAAAGAUACAUCGCAAUUUCUCUUUCCUUUCUGUCGAAAGACUUGAAGCGAAAAGUUCGUCACGACGUUUUCAAGCAUUUUCUUUUUAAAAUUUUUGUAGAAUCGAAAUUGAGAGUGCAUUUCGGGAACGACACAAAGGAAAAUAAACAUCGAGACAGGUGAACCUAGAUUGAAAGAACAAAAUGCCUAAAAAUAAGGGAAAAGGAGGUAAAAAUCGUCGUCGUGGAAAGAAUGAAAACGAAUUCGAGAAACGUGAGUUGAUUUUCAAGGAAGAUCAGCAGGAAUAUGCACAAGUCACCAAAAUGUUAGGCAAUGGUCGUCUAGAAGCAACAUGUUUUGACGGAGUGAAACGCCUGUGUCAUAUUCGGGGGAAACUCAGAAAGAAGGUUUGGAUCAAUCAAGGUGACAUCAUUUUGGUCGGUCUACGUGAUUAUCAGGAUUCCAAAGCCGAUGUCAUUUUGAAAUACACACCCGAUGAGGCGAGAAAUUUGAAAACGUAUGGCGAAUUCCCCGAAUCGGUGCGCAUCAACGACACAGUAACAUUUGUCGAGGACGGUUUCGAUGAGGACAUUGAGUUCGGUGAUGAGAUAAGUUCUGAAGAUGAUGCUGAUUCCGUGGAUAAUAUUUGAUCAACGAGAAACAAGCGCGAGACUUCGACGCAUCAAGAAGAAGAAUUAAGUAAAAUAAAAAUUUGAGAAUAUAAUAAAUAAUUUAAAAUGGAAAAAUAAUGAUAUAUUACUAAAAAAAAAAAAAGAAGAGGAAGGAUAAAAGGAUGGAAUACUACAUAGUGAGAGGGGCAAAAAACGUAAAACAAAAUUUUGUAGAAAAAGUACAUAAGAAAAAGGCAAAAGUAAAAAUAUGAGAGUCGUUUGUUUGCAAGAAUGUUAAUAAGAAAAAAAAAACAACAAGGAAUCAGCUUGUAAAUAUUGUCUAAGAAUAGUAUACCGUUGGUUUACAUUUCGAUAUAUUGUGAAAUUCUUCAAAAAUGGCAGCGGUGUGAAUGGUGAAAUCAUAUACGAAAUACUGUAAGCACUCAAGUAA
Molecule: messenger RNA, 1226 nt
Organism: Ceratitis capitata (Mediterranean fruit fly)
Lineage: Eukaryota; Metazoa; Arthropoda; Insecta; Diptera; Tephritidae
Gene: eIF1A
Product: eukaryotic translation initiation factor 1A, Y-chromosomal
Exons: 3
Coding region: 368-814 (148 amino acids)
Biological process (GO): translational initiation
Cellular component (GO): cytoplasm
Molecular function (GO): translation initiation factor activity; RNA binding
Source: RefSeq, a predicted model, not a curated record